Molecule: messenger RNA, 2430 nt
Organism: Maudiozyma saulgeensis
Lineage: Eukaryota; Fungi; Ascomycota; Saccharomycetes; Saccharomycetales; Saccharomycetaceae
Source: the annotation of a GenBank genome assembly
AUGGAAUCCGGUUCAAUUUAUUACCGGCCGAAAAUAUCGGUAAUUUCACAAAAUUCAUUGUAUUUAUUACGAUAUUCUGAAAUUGAUGGGAAGAAUCCAUCUUAUAAUGCAGAAAGAUUACAAAAAUGUAAUAAAUUUAAUAUUUUAUUUUAUAUUGAUAUACCCACAAUUGAUUAUUAUAAUGAUGAAUUAAAUGAUACAAAAUUAUCAAAAUUUAAUAAAAAAUUUAAAUUAAACCUUUUUAAAAAAUUAAUUUGGGAUAGUUUUGUUGAUAAUAAUCAAGAAUUUUGGUCACAAUUAGCUACUGUUAAACAUGAUUUAAUUCAUUGUAAUUUAACAAUUAAUACAUCAGGUUCAAUAAGAUACGUGGAAACAAUUAAAUUUUUAAUCGAAACUUUAUUUAAAAGAAUUAAUGAUUUAUCAAAUGUUACUUUAAAGAUUAAUCUUAAUGUUUCAAGUUUAACUUUAAAAUGGUUCAAUACUUUUCUAAAUAAUGAUAUCUUAGAAUCAAAAAUUAUUAAUUUUAUUCAUUUAGGUUAUCAUCAUUAUACUUCAAAAAAUUUAUUAAUUGAUAAAAAAUCAUUAGUUGAAUCACCAUUUAAAGAUUAUUUUACAAAAUUGAAUAAAAAAUUCCUUGAUAAUAAUAAAAAUAUUGAUUUAAAGACUAUUGAAUCAAUUGUUAUUAUUGUGAAUAGUACUGGGAUUAAAGCUCUCUUAACAAUUUUAUCUGAUAAGCCUUUAACAAAUUUUAUUUCACAGGAUUCAAUUGAUCAAAUAUUUGAUGAUUCAACAAUGUCAUUACAAGAAAAUUCUUCACCAUCGUCACCACUAUUACAAUCGCAAACAAUACCGAUUUCUCCAACAAUUAAGACACAUAAAAGAACAGAUUCAAAGGAAUCGAUUAAAAGAGAAUCAUUAUCAUUAAUGCAUUUUCAAAAUAACAUCCUUACUUCAAAUAAAGAUAAAUCAGUGAGAGUAAGAUCACAAUCUAUUAGUACAAAACCUUAUCAUCAUACAAAUAAAGUAAUAUUGAACUCUAUCCCUAUUAGAAACUCAUCCUCAAAUACAAAUUUAACAAUACCUUCAAUUAGAGUAUCUCAAUCGCCAAAACUUACAAAUACAAUAAUUGACCAGGAUACUUCGGAACAAAACAAUACUAAAGGACAAGAACAAAUUAGUUCUGAUCUCAAUGAAGUCGAGGAUAACAGUAUUGCUGAAGAUGAAGACGAAGAUGAAGAUGAAGAUGACGAAGAAGAAGAUGAGGAGGAGGAAGAAGAUGAUGGUAUUAGUUUUUACGUACCAAGUCUUCUCUCUAGAACUGCCUCUAGUCAACAUGUACCAGACGUCUCAGCAGAUACUACUGAAGACGGAUCAUCUUCAACAUCUACAGCAACCUCCUCUUCUACGACAAUGAAAAAGGGAAGAUUCAGAUCAUUAAGUUUAAUGGAUCCAGCUCAAAAGGCUCCUUUUAAUCAAAAUAAUUUGGUCCCAUUUAGCUCACUGAGAAAUAAUAUCAGUAGUAGGAGUUUCUCAAAUAUUUAUAUUCAUGAUGGUGAUCCCCAAAACGAUACAUAUCCAAAACCAAUGAAGAGAAAAAGGAAAUAUACACUUAACGGUAAUUUGAAUAAUAUUCCAAACCCACCGACUGGGCUGAUCCCACCUGAAUUUUAUUCCAAGAUGUCAUCGCCUUCUACUAGUAACAAUAGUUCGAAUGCAUCAUUAGUCAAUAUGUUUGCUACACCAAAGAGUAAUAACAAUAAUUCUAAUGGAAGCACAUCUACAGUAAAAUUAUUUGAGAAGAGUUUAAUUAAUAAUUCAUUAGAUGAAAUAAGAAAGAUUAAUAACGAUAAUAAUUCCUCUAAUAGCACUCUUCCAAAAUCAAAUGCUUUAUUUCAUAAUGAUUCAAACCCAUACAAAUUUCCACAUAGAAAUGCAUUUGCUUUAAUGUUUAAUAAACCACAAUCAAAUUUCUUAUCAAUGGAUGAGGAAGAUAGAUUAAUGAUGGGAGAACCUUCUGCUCAAAUCCAAGAACGUGAUGAAAAUAUACAAGUCCUCCCAUCUAAAAUCAAGACAAUCUCAUUUAAUGAAUUAUUAUCUACUGAUAUCGAUCCACAGGAAGACCAAGAACAAGAACAAAAACGUUACAACACUCCUGUCCAAAUUGAUACCAAACCUGGAUUUUUAAAUCUAAACUUAUAUGGUGAGGAUGAUAAUGACACUGAAGGUGCUGUAACAAGUUCUACCACAUCUUCGAAUGAAAUUGCCUUAGGAUCAAAUAAAAAUUUUAGUCAAGAAGAACACAGAUCUGAAACAAAUGAUGAAUUAAAACAAGAUUUAAGUUCAAAAUUUAAGAAAAUACUCUCAUUUGAUCUUUACGGUGAUAACGAUAAAGAUGGAGAUAAGUUCUGGAUGUUAGGACACAAUUCAUAA